CGGAGGGCGGGGAAAGAAGACUGAGACUUUGGGAUUGGCCCGGCCAGGUGCAUAUGGCCCCCAGCGAACAGCCCCCGCCCCAGUCCCCGCAACCACCGCCGCAUUCCCAGGGGAGCGCGGAGGAGGAGCCGCUCCCUAACUUUACGGCCCACAAAGGGGUGGAGGUCAGGGGCGGUCUCCCGCGCCCGGUCUGUGUUUGCCCUGACGGCGCAGCACGCUUCUAGGGCAGCCAUUGCCAUGGAGACCCCCGAGAAUAUAAAGCCAGGUAGCCAGGCGGCCCGCAGCUCCCGCGCCGUUGAACCCCCUAAGUAAGAAGCAAGCGCCCCGGCGUGGCCCGGCCCCCGCAAGAGGGGAGGAGGCGGAGGAACGGCGCCAGCAGCUUGAGGAGCGGCGCGCCCCGCCUGGGUUGGAGGCAGGCACGCACGGCGGGCGCCACCGUCUCAGCAGGGGAGCGGGGGCUGCCCCGUGUGCGGGUGAGUGGCGCGGCUUCAAGCCACAAGAGACCGAGGGGUGUCGGACACCGGAAAAACGGCAGGAAACUCAGGAGGGUGCGGAGCUUGGGCUCUUGUCUAGUGGCGGGUCUGGAGAGGACCCCAGAGUAGCGAAGCAACCCAGAUCUACAGGGGGGAAAACCUGAGGAGGAAGCGGCGAGACGCCAGGCGUUCGGCCCAGGAGCUGCUGGAGACGUUCAUCUACCGGGAUAGGAACCUCUGGACCUCGGCCGCAGCUGCCCACGCGCGGAGGAAGCGGUACGGGAGCGCGGGCUGGGGUUGCACCCCACCCCCCGGGUGCAGGAACAGGGGCGCCCCCGUGCGGACUUGCCGGGCCGCCCCGGCGCGGCGGUGGAGACCAUGCUUAAGCCCAAGGACUUAUGCCCCCGAGCGGGUACGCGCACCUUCCUGGAGGCCAUGCAGGCGGGCAAAGUACACUUGGCCCGUUUCGUGCUGGAUGCACUGGAUCGCAGCAUCAUCGACUGCCGCGCAGAACAGGGUCGCACGCCGCUUAUGGUGGCCGUGGGGCUGCCAGACCCCGCGAUGCGCGCGCGCUUCGUGCGACUACUGCUUGAGCAGGGUGCGGCCGUGAACCUACGGGAUGAGCGCGGGCGCACGGCACUCAGCCUGGCAUGCGAGCGAGGCCACCUGGACGCCGUGCAGCUGCUGGUACAGUUCAGCGGCGACCCCGAAGCUGCCGACUCCGCGGGCAACAGCCCUGUGAUGUGGGCGGCGGCGUGCGGCCACGGGGCUGUGCUGGAGUUCCUGGUGCGCUCCUUCCGCCGCCUCGGCCUUCGUUUAGACCGCACCAAUCGUGCGGGCCUCACGGCCCUGCAGCUGGCCGCAGCCCGUGGCCAUGGGACCUGUGUGCAGGCCCUCACCGGGCCCUGGGGCCGAGCCGCAGCCGCCGCAGCAGCACGGGGCUCCAACUCCGACAGUCCCCCUGGCCGCCCGGCCCCCGAACCCAGCCCGGAGCGUCGACGACCCAGCCCCCGCCGCCUACCGCGGCCUCUCCUGGCGCGGUUUGCGAGAGCGGCGGGUGGCCAUGGCCACGGCCACGGCCACGGCCAUGGUGGUGAGGCCGGCUCAGCGGGCAAGGGCUCGGGUCGGCACCGGGCACAGGGCAGCGAGCGGCCGGAGCUGGGCCGGAGCAUGAGCCUGGCCCUGGGUGCCAUGACAGAGGAGGAGGCAGCACGUCUACGGGCGGGGGCCCUGAUGGCCCUACCAAACUCACCCCAGUCUUCGGGGGCUGGGCGGUGGCGCUCACAUGAGGUGCUGGAGGGAGCGCCCCCAUCCUUAGUGCAAGCCCCCAUUGGCCUUAGCCCCCACCCGGAGGGCGGCACCGGCUCUGGCCGCUUGGGUUUGCGCCGACGUUCCACAGCUCCAGACAUCCCCAGUCUGAUCGGGGAGGCUUCGGGGCCUGAUAGCGGCCCGGAAUUAGAGGCCAAUGCUCUGCCCCUCUCGGUGCCCGGGUCUAAGCCUUGGCAAGGGGGCACGGAGGCUGUGGUGCUGCAGGCUCAGCGGUAAAGGUGAAGGACUAAGCCCUGCUCCCCUAACCUCUUGUCUCUGCUCCAGUGGGAUUUUUUCUCCCUUUCUUCCAGGUCCCUCACUUUUCCGGAAAGUCGCUUCCUGGAGUCCCUUCCCAUCUGAAAACCUGUCCCCACUGCCAAAGCAAGACCUCCACCAGAAGAAAGGAACCCAUUUUUGUGCUCUUUGGUAUUCCCUGUCUAGAUAUCUCACCUUUCCUACUACUUGCCUUUUCUAUUAUCAGAAGACUCCUUACCAGGCCCGGUUCUGUGCAGAAUUUCCAUGUCUCACCACACUAAGCCCCGUCGACUUCCUCUCGUUGUCAGCCUGGAACCAUUGAGGUUGGGGUCCUCUCUAGCUCUUGCCACUGUAGAAGAGACUUUGCUAAGUAUUUUGCUUUCCCUGUUCUUGUUGCUUUCAUCUCUGUGAAGUGUCACCCAGGCCACUAGAACUCAGUACUGGUCAGUGUGGGAGCUAAAAGACAUUUGCACACCUUUUUGCAGUGAUACUGUGUGGCAGGAGGACCAGUGGAACUCAAAAGAAUAGUUAAUAA
Sciurus carolinensis (gray squirrel) is the source of this 2571-nucleotide messenger RNA. It is a transcript of the gene Ankrd63, whose product is annotated as ankyrin repeat domain 63. Lineage: Eukaryota; Metazoa; Chordata; Mammalia; Rodentia; Sciuridae. The coding region runs from base 852 to 2018 and encodes 388 amino acids. The transcript is spliced from 2 exons. Gene Ontology annotation, molecular function: protein binding. The record is from RefSeq and is a predicted model, not a curated record.